AUGACAUACACAUGUGACAACACCUUAGUGUCCUGUGGUUGUGGUUAUAAUUAUGUUCAGCUCACUUCAUCAAGAAUUGUAGGUGGUGAAGAGGCACUACCUAACAGUUGGACAAUGAUAGUCUCUCUUCGACAAACUUCUACCAAUCGCCACUUCUGUGGUGGUUCUAUUCUAUCCGAUUCUUAUAUUCUCACAGCAGCUCAUUGUAUCGAUACUGAUUCACCUGGUGACGUAAUAGUUGCUGCUGGUAUGCAUAAUAAAUCUGAUGAAAAUGCUGUGAUUCGUCGAGUUGAUCAGAUCUUUGUUCAUCCUAACUGGUCACAACCUGAAUAUCUCAAUGAUAUUGCAAUUUUACGUUUAUCAGAACCACUUGAACUUGCUCAAAAUUCAAUGCUCACAAGAACUUGUAUACCACAUGUUCACUGGCCCACUGAUAUACAAGACUAUCCAUCAAGCGGCACACCUUUAGCAACGAUUGGUUGGGGUCAUACCGAAAUGGAUAACCAUACAAGUUCACCGGACAAUCUUCAUCAAGUUCAAGUAUUUUCCAUUGAUAACAAUGAUCCAAAUUGUACCAGAUCACUCUAUAACAAAGAAAUACAAUUUUGUGCUGGACUUUCCCAAGGUGGCAAAGAUACUUGUCAAGAUGAUUCUGGUGGACCUAUUUUUCAAUGGCUUGGUAAUCGAUGGGAACAGGUGGGUAUAACAAGUUUCGGUAAAGGAUGUGCCGUCGCAGGUGAUCCAGGUAUUUAUACACGACUAGCUUCUUAUCAUCAUUGGAUUCGAUCGAUUGUAAACGAUAAUGAUGUUCGACCACCAAUAUCCUAUACAUGUGACAAUACAAAAGUAUACUGUGGCUGUAGUCAUAAAAAUGUUGAACUUACACCAUCGAGAAUCGUUGGUGGAGAAGAAGCAGUACCCUAUACUUGGUCAUUCAUGGUCUCCUUGCAACAUCGUUCGUCCAACAGUCACUUUUGUGGUGGUUCAAUCUUUUCAGAUUCUUAUAUUCUCACAGCAGCUCAUUGUGUUGAUGAUGAAACACCUGAUCGUAUACAGAUUGUAGCUGGUGUGCAUAAUAGAUCUGAUCCAAAUGGUGUAAUCCGUGAAGUAGAUUACAUUCAUAUUCAUCCGGAUUGGUCAUCAUCAUCGAUGGAACGUCGGCAUGAUAUUGCGAUGUUACAUUUGUCACAACCACUCGGACUUGCUUCAAAUCCAUUGUUAGCACGAAUUUGUGUGCCAAAAGUUCAGUGGCCAAACAAUGUUGAAACUUAUCCGAGUAAUGGUACACGUUUAGCUGCAAUCGGCUGGGGUAAUAUAAAACAGGAUUGGACCAAUAAUUCACCAGAUAAUCUGCAUCAAGUUCAAGUUUUCGCAAUUGAUAAUAAUGAUCCAAUUUGUAAUAAAUCACUUUUUGAUACACAAGUACAAUUUUGUGCUGCACUUUAUGAAGGUGGCAAAGAUACUUGUCAAGGUGAUUCUGGUGGACCAAUCUUGCAAUGGCUUGGUGAUCGAUGGGAACAGGUAAAUAGAUUCAUAAGUAAAUAACGAUAAAAUUGUUAUGAAAAUUUGAAUCACUCCGAUAGAAAAGAUCGUUGAAGAAGAAUGUUUCUGUCACCAUAGAUGUAACCUAUAUAUUCGGAGUUGUUUCGAAGUCAUGGCACUUUUGAAAGGAAAAUAGUGUGCAAGAAAAAUUUUCCGCUUGUUACACCUGCUUCUUCGUGAGAUGGACGAGGUUUUAGAUGCUGUGGGUGUAAACACGAGAUGGAUUUGGGUGGCAAAAGUCCAACCUAGGAAGUUCUGUGGUUCUCGUGACAGAUAGUAUUGUUUGUUAUUUUUUGGAGCCGUCAUGAGUAGGAUGCGUGGAAUACCUAAUUUCAUCCUUAUCAAUAUUCGAUAUUUUUCUUGAAUCGAAGGGGAAAAUGAAGUAGAAUUUCACAAUUUCAUCAGGAAAUAACGUGCUCUUUUAGUAAAAGAUAUAAUUUCGUUACUUACAUGUAGAAGUGUUGCUUUUCAAAGAAAAGUCGUUGCAUACGUUCAUGAUAAAACUUUUGCAGUUCAUUUGUUUGACUUAAGUGAUCGGCUCUAUUGCGAAGGAGAUUGUCUUCAGUGAAUAUAAUAAGAAAUUUCUGUCAUUAUUGCUCUCACUGAGGGUCACGAGCAUGAUCAUCCAGGAUGCCGUUGUGUUGAGAACUACACUCAGUUAGAGAUAUUUUUCCUUAUGUGAUCAUCGAAAUAAUACUUCCAUGAUUUGUAGCUAUGUUGUGUUGAAUCUUCAGCAAAAAAGCCAGCAAUACCGAAUAGUUCUGCUGAUAAUUUAUUAGCUGGGUGAUAAACGACAGAUCAAAGUCGAUUUUAAUGCUUCUUGAUUGAUCCAUGCAAAAUAUGACAGCGCGAUUAGGUUUUUCUGAUGAACCGCAUCGUGACAGCUUUGCUAAAGAUUUUUAUUCAAGCAAAGUUCUUUCGCAAAUUAUCGUGAACCUCUACGUUUGCUUUUUCCAAUCAGGCCCCGAAGUAGUUGUGGAACGAGUCAUUAGUACGAUCAGUUCAUUUAAAAUCGAUUCAUAUCUAUGAAAUCUCGAUAAAUACUUUCAAACAUUUCGCUCUUAAACAUGUUUUUCGGUCGGAAGUUAAAUAUAGAAAAAAUGGCUCUAGCUUUGUACACCUGCAGAAAAAAUGUCCAGGGCUAAGCCUACACUAGCAUCAAAUCUUGGUUACACCGCUACUAAUGUCGGAUUCUUUUUAACGCCAACCACGAUUGUUUGAAUAACUUUUGACUACUUGAAGGUAUUGGGCUGCGGAGGCAGAUAGUUCUCCUCGUAUGCUCAUCAUGUCUUCUAGGCCUGUCUAUGAUCUAAUCGGGAGUGUACCUAUUUUCUUCUUGUAAAACCUGAUGGAUCAAGAAAUUCAUGUGCAGAUGACGGCAAACAUCUAUGAAGAAGUUCAAAUUACUUGUGAGUUGGAUGCAGCAUCGCCAAAACUCUGUUUAUCUUACCACUAAUCGACUGGGCAUUUUUGCGUGGUAUGACGCGACAUGACUUUCUAGCUUCGAAUAUGAUAUACAUUAGUGUUGCUACCUAUCACAAGAAAGGCGAAUGUAGAUCGAUGAUUGAGAGUAUUUGAUCGAAAUCCAACGUAUUUUCGCGUGUUUUCAUUGAACACAAAGAAGAAAGCAAGCUUUUAAUGUAGCUGCAAAAAAUAUAUUGGAGUACUUCUACACCUGACAUUAAGCGCUGAUAGGCUCAGUUUAAAAUCGAGAAAAAUGCAUGCAACCUUAAUUAGACUACCGACAGUCCCGGGAAACAUGAUGAGGACACAAGGAACUAUCUGCUUAACUCUUUGCGGACGGCAAGCAGAUAUGUGUACUUCGAUUCUAUUAGUAAUAUAAUCAGUAUGUUCCGUAAGCAAAUCUUUCAAGAUACUCUAAUGGUAGAUAUGACAAUAUAGACCACAGAUUUAUUAUUUUCAAUGCUUGUGUGAGUAAGUGUGAGUGUUCUAACUGCAUUCACAUCCAUAUCCCACAGCUCCACCCACACCUACAAGAGUAUAGCAAGUUCCUGUACACAGUCUUCACAGACUUUAUUCUUCGAGGUUAUUAAAGCUUGCUCUCGAGCACACGUGGAGCGCAAACGUAAACAAACGGCUAGACGAUUAUCUCAAAGAUUAACUAAAGAUAUGCCUCGGAUCAGGCUGGAAUCGGUUGAGAAAGUUUUAAGUGAUUCGCUCUAGUAAUUUGAAAUCCUCACCGAAACCAAUGACAAACGGCCAACUUUUUCGCUAAAUCGACACUGGGGAACACUUUCCACAUAAAGAAAAGAUUCUUCGAGUGUAUUCGAAGAGAAACAUCGCUUCAUCGAAUUCAACAGAAAGUUGAGUUCACCUUCGAGUUUCUGACUGUCUAUUGUUCGAGAGCCCUGAUUGAAAAUACUUUAGUCAUUUAAAAUUUCAUUUGUCUGCAUCGAUUAUAUAAUUUCAAGCGACGCUUUUCAGGUUAGAUUUUCUAUUGUCGUAUUUUGCAUGUAAAGAACUUGUAGAAACGCAGUUUACAUGAGGUAACCCAAACGAAUUAUUUGGUAGAAAUGUAGAAAGUUGCAAUUAAAUCAAAAGGAAUAGUUUUAUCCAGAUUUCAGAAGAAAGCUUUUGAAAUGCCAAAAUAUGAGUUAAUAUACGAAAGAAACCGGCAUGUGAAUCAAGACCACCUAUGAUGGUCAGCUCCGAACUAAAUUUGUGACUUCAAAGAGGAAAGGUUGUUUUGAAGAAAAUUGGAACCAAAUGCGCCAUGUUUUAUGCAGUGAUCAUCAAUGUCAAGGAUACAUUAAUUAAUACAAGAAUCAGGCCUGCGUUUUCCUUAGAUUAUCAUAGCUCUUUUGAAUGAUGAAAACCAUAGCUUGAUAGCUUGAAUUGGUCAAAAGUUAUUCAAAAAAAUUUCAGAUUGACAUUUAAAAAAAAACUUGGCGUUAGAUACUAAUCUAAAAGACAAUCUUUUUCUUUGUCUGAUAGAAUAAACGAGAUUUGUUGUGCAUCUUCGAGACAUGUUCAUGCCGCUUUCUUUUCAAGAGUAAUUUUGAAAUUUAAACAUAAACUUCUCAACAAAAUUCCGACCUCUGCUUUGUUGAACGCAUUGAACAGUUCUCAAAAUGGAAAUGAGAAAAAAAUCGUCGUAAUGUCUAAGGAAAGUAAAAUUUUUGGAAAAACGGAGCAAUAAUAUCUGUUUCAAAUUGUUUCAUAAACGAUCCUGUUGCACUCGUGCUAGACGGGCAAAAUCAACGAGGUACAACUAGACGAGUAUUUCACUCAGUUUCGAUAAAUCAAGGAUAUUCGUUGCUAUAUGUGACGCGCAUUCCAUUACUGUUGAAUCUCGAUGAAAAAGAUUUCUUUCGACUCCGGAGAAUUUCUCUUCAGGUUGGUAUUACAAGUUUUGGCAAAGGAUGCGCCUUGAAAGGCGACCCAGGUAUUUACACACGACUAGCUUACUAUCACGAGUGGAUCGACACAAUUGCGGAGGAACCAGAAAAACCAACAUCAAUGACAUACACA
Messenger RNA from Rotaria sp. Silwood1, 5034 nucleotides. The record is from the annotation of a GenBank genome assembly. NCBI's taxonomy places the organism in Eukaryota, Metazoa, Rotifera, Eurotatoria, Philodinida, Philodinidae.